Messenger RNA from Rotaria socialis, 1260 nucleotides. The record is from the annotation of a GenBank genome assembly. Lineage: Eukaryota; Metazoa; Rotifera; Eurotatoria; Philodinida; Philodinidae.
AUGGAAGACGAGGCCCAUUCAAACCCUCCUGAUGAUCUAGCUGCCAGUUCAUCGACUGAUGGCGCAAGUCUUUAUCAACCUUUAUCAUCUAAACGUCCACGAGAUCCGUCUCAACGUAAAAAUGUUUCAUUUAAUGAUGUUCCUAUUGUGCACGAAGUACCAUCACAUAAUACCACACGUAAUUCUAACAGUGAAGCAUAUCGUUCAUGGACAUAUACCGAUGCUACGCCGCCCGUUUCUGUUGUUUCACCAUUUGCUUCUUCACAGAUCCUUUCACCUUUCCAUUCAUCAAAUGCUGCAACACAAAAAUUACAUACGCAUCGUUUAAGUAGUGCUUUAUAUUCCUCAACAAAUAGUACAACAUUGACUCGAUUACCAGAUUGGAUUAUGCGAACUAAACCUAUCAAGCCUGUAGAUGAACUAUUGGAAUAUCAUACAAGUUCGAAUCAACCAUUAGCUAUUGUAAAUACUCAUGAUGAACGAACGACUAAGCAUUCGUCAACAAAUCAACAAGUCACAUCGGAUAAUGGAGAAGAAAAAAAAUAUUCAUAUCGUACAGCAGUGGUACCUGAUGCGGAACAUUAUCGUAGUCUUCCGUUUACAUAUGUACCAUUGUCUGAGUCGGCAUCGACAUACACAACUAUAUUAUCAACAAAUUUUAAUUCAUCAUCAAAUCACUCUUCGAAUGGACAAACACGUAAUGCUCGCGCACGUUCAGCUACUUUACCAAUAAAUAUAAUUCACUCAGCAACACAUAAUCAUGAUAAUAUAUCGAUCACACCUAUACGUACAACAGCAACAGCUACUUUAUCGAAUAGUUUAUUAACGCCUUCAUCGUCAAGGACAGUUUUGAAGCCGGCAACAGUUGCAUUUCAAUGUUCACAACCAACACCAGCAAAUACUUCAACAUUAAUUAUUACAAAUACAAAAUCGCCACAAGUUACACCACGUUUAAAUACAUCUUUUGUUCAUCCUCGUGUAGGUUCAUCUACAAUAAAUCGACCAUUAUCAUCCAAUAAACAUUCGUUUUCUCAUCCGUCACCUGAUUCAAUGCAAAAAUCAUCUCCUACUGUAUUCACUCGUUCACGUUCUGCAAAUGUUUUUGUUAAAAGACGUAAUACAACUUCACCUGUUACGACGAUCGAGACACAAUCAGAAGAAACUAAUAUAUAUGCAAGAACCAAACACAAUCCUAAUAUAAGACAAGCUUAUGGUUCUCAUUAUAUGCACCGUAUACUUUUACCAACGAAUAUUAAUUGA